AUGAGAAGAGAAAUGCAAAUAAUAUGCAUGCAAACAUCCCAUCUCGUAUCCACUCUCAAACUCAGCUGCAAAACCAGCGCACACAUCCACCAAGUCCAUGCUCAAGCCAUCACCAGAGGCCUCUUCUCUCUCUACCCCUCUCUCCUUCUCUCUCACAUCCUCCAUUCCUUCACUUUCUCACCCCAACACCACACCACCAAUCAUCACAUCAUCUACUUCACCAACGUUUUCACUCUCAUCCCAAACCCCUCUACUUUCAACUACAACACCAUUAUCCGCGCACACACCACCCUCCGCUCUCCUCACACCGCCUUCAUUUUCUUCCUCCAAAUGCGCCGGAGAUCGAUCUCCCCGGAUUUCCACACUUUCCCCUUCCUUCUCAAAGCUUGUGGGGCUUUGCACAACUCGCUUCCGCUUGCGAGGGCUCUUCACGCUCAAGUCAUGAAAUUAGGGUUUUUGGAUGAUGUGUUCGUGCGCAAUUCGCUUUCCUCCGCCUACUGCAGGUCCCGCGACGUUGAUGGGGGGAAAGGGGUGUUUGAAGGGAGCUUGUUUAGGGAUGUCGUGAGUUACAAUAUUAUGAUUGAUGGCUUUGUCAAGGCUGGAGAAAUUGAUCGUGCUCGUCAACUGCUAGACGAAAUGCCUGAACGAAAUGCGGUUUCUUGGGGCACCCUUUUGGCAGGGUACGCGAAACUGGACCGGCCAGUUGAGGCCAUUGAGCUGUUUGAUAGCAUGAUUGCUUCGCAGGUGAAGUUCGACAAUGUUGCUCUGGUGUCGGCGCUCUCGGCCUGCGCGCAGCUGGGGAAGAUGGAGAAAGGGAAAGAGAUACACGAAUACAUAGAGAGAAAUGGGAUUGAGUUGGACGCCUACAUAGGAACCGCCUUGGUUGAUCUCUACGCAAAAUGUGGCUUCGUUGAAACGGCUAAGCAAGUUUUCGCGUCGUGUCGCGAGCAGAACGUUUCGGUAUGGAAUGCAAUGCUGAUGGGAUUGGCCAUCCACGGCGACGGCGCGUCGCUGCUCCAACAUUUUUCAAGAAUGCUAGAAGACGGCAUCAAGCCGGAUGGGGUGACGAUUCUGGGCAUCCUCGUGGGGUGCAGCCACUCCGGCAUGAUCAACGAGGCUAAGAGUGUUUUCACGAGGAUGGAGAGUGCGUAUGGCGUGGCGAGAGACCUGAGGCACUACGGAUGCAUGGCUGAUCUGCUUGCGCGCGCAGGGAUGAUAAGGGAAGCUGUGGAGAUGAUAGAGGGGAUGCCGAUGGGAGGGGACGUGUUCGUGUGGGGAGGGCUGCUCGGAGGGUGCAAGAUACACGGGGACGUGGAGGUGGCGGAGGAGGCGGCCAAGCAUGUGAUGCGGGUGAAGCCGGAAGAUGGCUCCGUUUAUUCAGUUUUGGCGCAGGUGUACGCGAAUUCAGGGCGUUGGGACGACGUGGUGAAGGUGCGGAGGUUGAGAGAGUGCAGAUGGGGGAUCAGGAAGAGCGCUGGGUGGAGCUUGAUCGAGCUAGAUGGGGUGGAGCAUGAGUUUGUUUCUUGGGAUUGCUUGCAUCCCUGCACGGAACAUAUAUACUUCGUCUUGAACACUUUGCAGCUGCAUCACUACCAACAACUCUAGUAUCGGAACCUUUACUUUUUUAGUUGGCAGCUGAGCAAAAGCUCUGAGGCUCGGUUUUUUAAUGAUGUUAUUGUUAUAAAAGAUGCAUCUUAUUAAUAGAGUGUUGUGUAUUGAGAUUGUAAUUGUUGCAUUAUAGUGGUAGCAAAUGGAAAGGAGAAAGGAACUUCACUGAAA
This is a messenger RNA of Salvia miltiorrhiza (redroot sage), 1779 nucleotides long. Its product is annotated as pentatricopeptide repeat-containing protein At5g61800. The record is from RefSeq and is a predicted model, not a curated record. Bases 1 to 1605 code for a protein of 534 amino acids. Gene Ontology annotation, biological process: RNA modification. The transcript has a single exon. Lineage: Eukaryota; Viridiplantae; Streptophyta; Magnoliopsida; Lamiales; Lamiaceae. Gene Ontology annotation, molecular function: protein binding; RNA binding.